This is a messenger RNA of Lethenteron reissneri (Far Eastern brook lamprey), 5420 nucleotides long. RefSeq names its product protein FAM107B-like. Lineage: Eukaryota; Metazoa; Chordata; Hyperoartia; Petromyzontiformes; Petromyzontidae. The record is from RefSeq and is a predicted model, not a curated record.
CGGAGGGAUUGAGAGUGGCGAGUGGAGCGAGGAGCUGAGCUGCUGCUGCUGCUACUGCAGCAACCACCACGACCACCGCCACCACGACUGAUCCCACAAAGACCACCGCAGUCACCCACCGCCAGCCUGUCAACCUCCUCUACAAGGCGAGAACGAGAUGUCCGGGCAGCGGCCCCAGUGCUGUGACCACCCGGGAGGGAUCCUGGAUCUGGAACUGCCGCCGCCGCCACCACCGUGCCCCACCGAUGACUCGGAGCUCAUCAAGCCGCGCCGCCUCGUGAACCCCGUGAAGGAGUCGCGGGACCACCGAGACCUCCACCGCGAGCUCAUCUGCAACCACAAAACGGGCAACCUGCCGCUGAACAAGCCGGAGCUGCAGAAGGUGAUGGAGAAGAGGAAAUGGGAGCAAGCCGGGCGGCAGCGGAAGGAGGAAGAGGCCUCGAAAAUCAACCCCCUGGAGAAGGAGCUUCAGAAGCGACAGCAGAAACUUGAGCAGCUGGAGUUGGAGCAGCAGAGGCAGGAGGAGGCCCAGAAGGAGGCCCCGGAGUUCGUGAAGGUGAAGGGAACGCUACGCAGCGCCGCCAAGACCCCGUCAGAGCAGCCCAGCAUGGAGCAGUGAUAAACCCACACCCAGCCCAGCAUGGAGCAGUGAUAAACCCACACCCAGCCCCGUAUUGCAGCAUAGAUAAACCCACACCCAGCCCAUGUUGCAGCAUAGAGAAACCCACACUCAGCCCAUAUUGUAGCAUUUAUAAACCCACACCCAGCCCAUAUUGUUGCAUUUAUAAACCCACACCCAGCCCAUAUUGCAGCAUAGAUAAACCCACACCCAGCCCAUAGUGCAGCAUAGAUAAACCCACACCCAGCCCAUGUUGCAGCAUAGAUAAACCCACACCCAGCCCAUGUUGCAGCAUAGAUAAACCCACACCCAGCCCAUAUUGCAGCAUAGAUAAACCCACACCCAGCCCAUAUUGCAGCAUAGAUAAACCCACACCCAGCCCAUGGUGCAGCAUAGAUAAACCCACACCCAGCCCAUGUUGCAGCAUAGAUAAACCCACACCCAGCCCAUGUUGCAGCAUAGAUAAACCCACACCCAGCCCAUAUUGCAGCAUAGAUAAACCCACACCCAGCCCAUAUUGCAGCAUAGAUAAACCCACACCCAGCCCAUGUUGCAGCAUAGAUAAACCCACACCCAGCCCAUAUUGCAGCAUAGAUAAACCCACACCCAGCCCAUAUUGCAGCAUAGAGAAACCCAGCCCAGCAUGGAGCAGUGAUAAACCCACACCCAGCCCCGUAUUGCAUCAUAGAUAAGCCCACACCCAGCCCGUAUUGUAGCAUUUAUAAACCCACACCUAGCCCAUAUUGCAGGAUAAACCCACACCCAGCCCAUGUUGCAGCAUAGAUAAGCCCAUACCCAGCCCAUAUUGCAGCAUAGAUAAACCCACACCUAGCCCAUACACACUCCAUUGGUAAAACGCCCAGCCAUUGCACAGUGAAACACCGGCUAGACCCAUUACACUAACCAGCCAGCCAUGAAUCACUGCAGUAGCGAUGGGCCCAGCCAAUCCACCCCACCGACGACGAGGAAUCCAUUGCCCUCGCGUCCCAGACCACACGCAGUGACCCAGCGGGGUAGACCCAUCGCACGGAGCGGGAGAACUUGCCCAGCACGUUUGGACAUCAACGCAUCUUCCUCAAGGCCUCUCUGAAUGUAGGCCUUAUAUUUAAUUGCAUUCAGAAUCACACAAGAUCCAUACAUUGACAAACAAAUGCAAUUGUCUGCAAAGUUUGCUUGCACAAUAUUUAAAAAAAAUAAAUGAUAAAAAAACGAUAAAAAUAUAAGUAGAUAGUUACCCAUAAAAUACUUGUAAUAAUGUUAAAUAGUAAUAGCGAAGCGAUCUGGGAGUGGCUCGGAGAGCUCAAGAUGGCCAUGUCACCGAGCUGGCACUGCUGUGGUUCUGGGUUUGAAUUCUGGCUCCACUUGCGUGUGAUUUAAACCGGGGGCUCGCGUACAGCCAGUCGGUGGUCUCAGCCUUGUCACCAAUCACUGCACAAAUAACCCUCGUCACAUUCAGUGUAGGUUGUCACUUAAUUUGGCACGUGGCAGCUAAUGAGGGGCUACGAUUUUCAGUUUUCUCAUCUAUAUCCUUUGCAGGGCAUAUACUGUCCAUACGUGCUGCUGCCAUAGUGUGACUGGAUCUGAGGCCUGUUGAAGUGACUUCAGAAGUAGUUCUGUGAUCUCAUCUUUUGGGGGCCACAGUGACUCGGUAAUGUGGCGCUGCUCACCUCGUGAGUUCCCGAUCGAAACGCCGCCUUUUCGUGACAUGGGCGCCAUUAGCAAGAGAGGAGUAUAAUUUGUUGAAAGAAAAAAUCUAAGUAAUAGAGCAACAACAAUAACGACUUAAUUACUUUUAUUAUAACCCGUGAAUAUUUUAAUGCAUGCGCAUAACUCUGAAUGGUGCCAUGAAAGUGAACGUUAUUUAAGUAAACAUUAUUUUCUGGCGGAGGAGGCUACACGGGGUGAAGGUGCGUCGGUUUAAAGUGAAAAACGUGAAUCGUGUGAUUAUUUUUUUUGGGUUUCCUCCCCCCCCCCCCUCUGGUACCGAUUCGAUCCGUGCCAAACCGACAUCGCGCGUGCCGGAGAGCGGCGACGCUUGCUGCGCGCGCUACACUGCUCAGGAAUGGGGGGGCGGGGGGGGGGGCGCUGAUGCCUGUGUGAGGUGAGGCUCUGAGUUCCUGCACUGACCCCUCGAGGUGGAAUAGUGGUGAUGGUAGUGAUGAUGGCGAGGAUGGUAGUAGGAGCGACGUUGUGAUUUGUGACGGACGCACUUGUUGAGUUGUCCAUCGGGGAUCGAUGUGGGGCUUGUGACAGAAGCAUACGGGACCCAGCUUGCGUCUUGUUUAUUUACGUACGUUCAUAAACAUGACGCACGUACGUACGUGCACACGUGACGUGCACACGUACGUACGCGCCGGCAUGGGUUUUUGUUUUAUUUAUCAUCGGUGACUCCCAGCUGUCGUUUUUUUGGAGUCGCCUUGGCACGACGUGGGGAGACAGCUCUUCCAGAUGUCCUUCAGUCAAGAGAACAUCGCUUCACAUCGGGGAAUUGCCCGAGAAGAUGACAUGACAGGACUAAUUCCGAGUCGAUUCACAAGGCCUCUCUCUCCCCCCCCCCCAACUCGCCAGUAAGAGGGAGCCAUGAGUCAUCACGCAAAUUACUCCCGUGGAUUUUCACUUUCCGGCUGUAGGGAUAACGUUAGUGGGAAAGAAAUUGCAAAAACAACAUUCGUAGUCAUCGCCAAGCUUCUGUUUAUUUGGACAAAUCUGGCGCGUGUAUAAAAUGUGAGGUGCGAACCGGUCAGAGCUUUACUUAAAAUUAACUUGCAAAAACAUUAAAACGCAGAGAACUUUUGGUAUCUGUGUUAAAGCUUGUCUUGCUCCAACGCAAUAUUAUGAAGCCGACCGAUUGCGUAUAGAAACACAAAUGCUUUAAAAUAAAUAGACUUCUCUCGUUGGUUUCAAUCGAAGGUGGAAUUUAAAAAAGGAAUAUAUUUCCACAUUGUCAAAACCACAAGCCGAUUGUGUUUUUUUUAAUGACAAAAACACUUCACCAACCCCCUGGCUUCGUUGGCGUUCGAAGUCCGGUGACCGUGGGGGCUUCGGCGUAAACGACCGACUGGCGGGGCGUGCGGUGUGCCCCGCGCGCAUUUCACGCGGCAGUGCGGUGUUUGUGGUCACCCACGGCGAUGUGCCACUGCCGUCUGUGAAGCUUCACUUUGCUCUGUAUCUGUCCAGCAAGGCGGCGCUGUGCUCCGAGCAUUUGUCUAAUCUUUGGAAGGUCUGGGGUUAACGUGACCCAACCAUCAUCACUUUUCUGGGGGGGGUCGAUAAAAUAGGAACUGCUUUAUGGGAAGCCCGCAGGUGGUUAAAUUGUAUCUCCCUGCUCUAAGUGUUACCAGGUAGCGUCUUUGAGCCAGUGGUGGUAAUUCCACAUUUCCAUGAUGGGGGCCAAAUUAUUCCUAGGACCACCACUAUGAAAGACCCCAGUGGAGACUCAUGUAUUGACCCUAAAGAGAUGAUGGACUUGUAUGUCCUCUGAACCGUGCGUAAAGCCACCGUCUGCGUUCAGACUGUGGGUCAAAAUCCUCUCACGGCUGUCGAGCUGGGCAGAGUGCGCCGCUGCAGGAACAGCACCGCCGCGAGACGGUGGUGCUGUGGGUACAGUAACUUGCCUCUGUCGCCAGUCUUGGCAUUACAAAAAUAUUCCAUUUCAGCCGCCCUAAGUUGGCACGGAGUCAAUGGGCAGCAAUCACACAGCCAUACACCGAUGUUUUGAAGCCGCGUUCAUGAGUAACAAAAUCUCCUUUAAAGUUGCCGGUUGGGCACUCUCUGGGACAUCGCCGCCGCGUCGCUCCCGUGCCUGUGGACGCGUCGUUGCAAUGCCGUCCCGAGUGUCGGACCAGGUGAUGUUUAAACGUCUGUCGUUCAGUCAACGCUUCUUCACACUUGCGUUGGGGCGGCCUGGCGCGCCCAGCAUUGGGUGGGCAUCCAUGGAAUACCCAGCCGCACUGUUCCGAGUUGGUCGGGCUGGCUGCCUGCCAGCGGGAGGUGGCACGCUGGGACCACCGCCACUGCUGGGAGGGAGGUCGCAAGGGACCAAGAGCAGUGGCGGGGUUGACUAUAUUGUCAGUGGCGUGGUAACGACAUUGUCAGUGGCGUAGUGACGAUAUUGUCAGUGGCAUAGUGACGACAUUGUCAGUGGCGUGGUAACGACAUUGUCAGUGGCGUAGUAACUGGUGACGAUAUUGGCUGCUCAGGGGGUGCGGCAAUCGGUGAGGUGGGGCCCCCCAAUAUUUGAUUUGUCACGCACGGUCGCCAAACGUUACUGCUGUAAUUAAAUUAAAAUUAAAACGUGGGACGUAAAAAUAAAUCAUUUUCACUUUUAAAAAAGACAUUAAAACCGCGUUUUAAAUAAGUUUGUUAUUUUACACUGUUGAAAACCUAUCUCAUGAUGGUAGUAUAGGGGGACCCAAACUCGUAGCUGUGGCCACCGGGGGAUGGGGGGGCAAGGCGCCUCCUGGCUGCCCCCCGCGCUCGUUCCGCUGCUGGCCGAGAGGAGCGCGGGUUGCGUGGCGCGGUGGAGCGGCGGUCGUUUGGGACGAAACUAAAACAACUAGAAACCCCGUGAGCUUGUUGAGUGGCGAGCGCCACAGCCGUGCGACUUGAUGUCAAAACGAACAAAAAUGCAUCGCCGUGUCUCGUCUGUAAAGUAUUUAAGUGUACGUCGUGUGUUUAUAUUUUUUUUGUAUGUAAAAAAAGAACAACAGAAAGAUUACGUUAUUUUGAUACCUGACUAGUUUUGUCCAUUUUGUGUUUCCAUCUGUGACUCGCCUAAUAAAGGUGCAUUUCCAUAAACACG